This is a messenger RNA of Paramormyrops kingsleyae, 2585 nucleotides long. Its product is annotated as ethanolamine kinase 1. Lineage: Eukaryota; Metazoa; Chordata; Actinopteri; Osteoglossiformes; Mormyridae. Gene Ontology annotation, molecular function: ethanolamine kinase activity. The record is from RefSeq and is a predicted model, not a curated record. Gene Ontology annotation, biological process: phosphatidylethanolamine biosynthetic process. Gene Ontology annotation, cellular component: cytoplasm.
AUGCGCAUUUUUUAGUGGGCUGGGUUAGCAUAUUAGCUGUUGAUAAUGCUUGAUGUUUUUAAUAGGUGUUUUAUGCACCUUAUUUUACUUAAACGUUUUGCACAAUCUGAGUAGUUUUUUAUUGCACCAGUUCUACCUUUUUCUAUCUGUAAAGUAACGAAAAGCGACAGUUUGCACUCUUAGAAGCAGAUCGAAGUUGCAUUCACCUGCGGCUUUUAACAUGAAACUGAAGACUGGAAAAAGAGGGAGUCAGUGUCUCAGCACUGGAUGGAAAAUAUCUCGCCAUUUCUCAACCCGAGACUAAAGAAGGGGGCGUUUACCUUCCCUGUCGUCUAUAGUAACUGGCUGUCGGGUGAUUCGAUGAGGGUGGUGCCAAGCAGGCAGAAGACGUACGAUAAGCCUCCAUAGGGACUUUGUUGCAUUAGCCAACCUCUGUUUGCCGGGUAUAACCGAGAGUAAUAAAGCACCAGUCUGAAAGAUUCCCUCACACUCAUUCCCUCUCGUUAAAGUGAUGUUAUAACUACACCCGCCUCGUCUCUUGCAUGCCACAGCGGAGCACAGUUUUCAGAAAUACAAAGACGAGGAGAAACCGCAGUAUGGAAACGGAGAUCCACGUGCCUGUUGGUUCGCCGGCAAUCAGAAAAAUCCCAGUUUUUGUUGAUGAGCAUAACGUUACAAAUGGAGCAAUGAAAUUGAUUCAGCAGCUUCGACCAUCAUGGGACAUCAGUUUCAUCAGAACCAAGCUCUUUACCGAUGGGACCACCAAUAAGCUUGUUGGCUGCUUCUUGGAAGAAUCCCCAGAGGACAUGGUCCUCGUACGGGUCUAUGGCAACAAGACUGAGCUUAUAGUGGACAGAGACAAUGAACUGAAGAGUUUCCAGGUGCUUCAUGCCAAUGGCUGUGCUCCCCGCCUAUACUGCACUUUCCAGAAUGGCAUUUGUUAUGAAUUCAUGGAGGGAGAUGCGCUGGGGACGCAGGAUGUGAGGGACCCUGUGCUACUCCGGUUGAUUGCAGCAGAGAUGGCUCGCAUCCAUGCCAUUCAUGCCCACAAUGGCUGCAUCCCAAAACCUAACCUAUGGAUAAAGAUGCGCAAGUAUUUCUCCCUCGUGGCUACUGAGUUCAUAGAGCACACUUCAAACACCAGAAUUAAACAGGAAUUGCCAGAUAAAGCUGUACUGGAACAGGAAAUGGCCUGGAUGAAAGAGCACCUUUCUCAGUUGGGGUCCCCUGUUGUUCUCUGUCACAAUGACCUACUGUGCAAAAAUAUAAUUCACAAUGCUAAGGAAGGUCAUGUUAGGUUUAUAGACUAUGAAUACUCAAGUUACAACUAUCAGGCAUUUGACAUUGGGAACCAUUUCAAUGAGUUUGCAGGUAUGAGCAAGCUGGAUUAUCGCCUGUACCCCAACAGGGAAAUGCAGCUGGAGUGGUUGAACACUUACUUGCAUGCCUAUAAGCACUUUACCAAGAAGCGGGAGGCAGUGACAGACUGUGAGCUGGAAACACUCUUUGUCCAAGUUAACAAAUUUGCCUUGGCAUCUCAUUUCUUUUGGGGAUUUUGGGCUGUCAUCCAGGCCAAGUAUUCCACUAUUGAUUUUGACUUCCUUGGGUAUGCAGCACUGCGGUUUAACCAGUACUUCAAGAUCAAGCCAGAAGUCAUGGCUCUGAAAAUUCCGGAAUAAAAAGCAAGGAUGUCUGACAGUGGUAGCAGAUGCAUUUUCUGUAAGAAGCGGAUAUGGAUGGGCCUUUAUGAGGGGAAUGUUUUUAAGAGAAGUAUGGGUGAAGUAAGAGAUUAUUAGUGAGAUAACUGAGGAGGAAUAACUGGGAGGAGCAGUGUGGUUGGGGUGUUUCUUUAAUCAAGUUUGUCCACCUAAACAUACUCAUUUUUCUUAGUAGACCCCAGCUCAGUUAUCUACUGAGAAGAGAUUGUUGUUCAGGCCUUUUCUCUUCCCACCAUAAAUAGGUAUGCAGCCUUGAAAAUUCCCACAUUUUCAAAUACAGGCCAGGGUUUUGCUGUAAGAAGAGAGACUUAUCAUUUGGUAAUUUUCCUUAGAGGAUUUUCAGAUUUUAGAGCAAUCUUGAAGGAAGAGAGUGGAAUGAUGCCCCCAAUCCAAUUGUAGCUUUGCGCUUUGUAAUUAUGUGUUGUUUGGUUCUUAAGUCAAGGAGCUCGUUGUAGAAGCUGAGGUCACACCAAUUUUUUGAAAAGUCAUGCAUAAGACGCAUGUGCAUCUCCAGUAAAAAUGUCCUCUAGAAACUCAGCACAGCAUCCUUGCUUUCUUAGUAACAGCAAUUGGACAUCUGUACUUUAUUUUAGAAAUUGGAUAAAUAUAUGAUUAGAAACACAUUUCCACCCAUGAAUAUACCUAGCACUUACUUUCACCAUAAUGACAACCACUUUACUUUUGGAGGAAAUAUUAAUUCAAAAUGUGCAACUGCAUAUCUGAUGUCUUUACCAGUUUGCUGUCUGUGAAUGAUUUUUUUUUUGGGGGGGGGGUCAAAUGACUAAUGUACACUAACUGCAGUGGAACUUCCACUUAUUUAUUUAAUAUACUUUUUUGAUUAUUAAACCAAAUUUUAUUUGCAAUUAA